Messenger RNA from Talaromyces stipitatus ATCC 10500, 1758 nucleotides. RefSeq names its product SRF-type transcription factor RlmA. NCBI's taxonomy places the organism in Eukaryota, Fungi, Ascomycota, Eurotiomycetes, Eurotiales, Trichocomaceae. Gene Ontology annotation, molecular function: protein dimerization activity; RNA polymerase II cis-regulatory region sequence-specific DNA binding; DNA-binding transcription factor activity, RNA polymerase II-specific. Bases 1 to 1758 code for a protein of 585 amino acids. The transcript has 3 exons. Gene Ontology annotation, biological process: positive regulation of transcription by RNA polymerase II. The record is from RefSeq and is a predicted model, not a curated record.
AUGGGUCGGAGGAAAAUUGAAAUCAAGGCCAUUAAAGAUGACCGCAAUCGUUCAGUAACAUUCUUGAAGCGAAAAGGGGGCUUGUUCAAGAAGGCGUAUGAACUGUCCGUAUUGUGCUCAGUUGACGUUGCCGUCAUUAUCUUUGGCCACAAUAAAAAGUUAUAUGAGUUUUCAUCCGGUGAUAUUGGAGAAACUCUAGGCCGAUAUCAAUACUGGGGUCCGCCCCAUGAACAUAAAGGGCCAAAUGAUUUUUCCGGCAGAGGUGGCGAUGAGGAGGAGGAUGAAGUUGACGAAGAUAUGAUCGCGGAAGAAAUGGGUGCACCAACUCAAAAUAUUAUACCACCUCAACUUCAGAAUCAACCGGGCUAUCAGCAUAUCAACCAUGCUCCGUCUGCGUCUCCUCCAAUUCCCAAUGGAGUUAGUUUUGCUCCCCGCCAUGGAACUCCGCAACCACAGAAUUCAUCCCGUCCCUCCUCGCGGAAUCAUAUUCGACAAAUGAGUACGCAGUAUAGCGGACAUGCGCAAGCGCAUGCUACACCUCCCCCCCCCGCAAACCCCAACGGCUAUACUUACAUGGCAAAUCCGUCAAUGUAUAACCCCAAUUCAAACGCAGAUAUGAAUGGCCGACCUCCUCAACAUGGCCAAUACCAUCAGUUCGCUCACCCCUCACACCCUGGAAGUCAACAAGCUCAAUCCAUACCACAGCAACAUCAACAUGCUCCACAUCAGCCGCCUCAUCUGAAUCUACCUACGCAUCAGCACCAGUCAAUACACAAUCCAUACAUGCAAGAUCAGGGACGACACUCCCUUCCUGUGUCGAUGCCCCCUGAUACCCAGCAAUAUCAGUUUCGGCCAACCUUAUCGCUCCCCGAUCCGACCGGGGCGCAGCAAGCAGGGGAUGUGAAGGCUGAAGGGAAUUCAUCACCAAAGACCAAAUCGCGUAGUAUCUUCACACCGAUUGACGACCAGACGUCGGUGUUUUCUCGUCAUUUAUUCGGCAGGGCGCCUUUACGUGAAUCACCGCAACGUGAUACAUCAGUGAAGCAAGAAUCAAAACCGACAGGCCCCGUUAACCAAACCCUUCCUCUUCCAAGAGGCGGACCACCACCGCCACCCCCUAAUCGUGCCGCAACUGAACCUCAAAGAUCGCAAUCAACGCCUUCUCUGAGCGAUUCACAACAACCAUCGCGACCCAAGCCGCGACUCAAGGUCCAAAUCCCGAGUGACCACUCAGACAGUGGUAGUGCGACAGGCGAUUCCUCGCCCCGUGAUUCGACGGGUAAGACAGCUUCAACCUCUGCCAAGAAAUCAUCCGAGACUGGUGCUACUGGCGUUGUCCAACUACCGCCGCCCCCGCCAUCUCCAGGCGCGGGCGGGCCUAUUCUUAGCGCUGGUGCGCAAGGCCCACCUAAUCCGUUCGCUCGUCCGCCUCCGCCCGGUCCGAAUGCGCAGAACGGCGGGGGUUAUGGCGGUAGUAGUAGCAGCAGCAGUAAUCAGAACAUGGAAACUCCCAUUUCGGCACUUCCUAGUCGAUUCGUUUCUGAUGCACUUCUUCCUUCUCCUUCAAGCUUCUUUCCUGAAUGGGGUUUCGGUAGAACAGGACCAGAUACCAGUUUGUUACCGAGUCCGUUACCAUUCACCCCUGCAGUGCAGACCGGGCCCGGUUUUGCGCGCGACGAGGAAGCAGAAAGGAAGCGCAAAAAUCCUGAAGAGGGAGGGGAGCCUGCGGAUACAGGUGGCAAGAAACUGAAGACGUGA